UUCCGGGCUGAUGAAACCACAUGUAAAAAGAUAAACUGGUCUAGGUUAGCCGGUUACGUAUAAGGCCUUUAGAAGCAGACGAUUUGUCGCAUUUGUGAUAAAUUUGUCACUGAACACAUACAAUGUCGUACAAAGUUGUUAUACAGAAGGAUAGACCAGCAUUAGCUGCCUACCUGUCUGCCCAGUAUUUGAAGUCUCACGGGAAAACAGUAUCUACAGAGUUAGGAAAUGGCACCUCACUUGAUGUUGGAAACAAUGUCACUUUUACAAGCAAUUUUUCCAUUUGUCGGUUCUUGGCCAGAACAUUCCCAGAUGAAGGACUACUGGGGGAAUCAUUUUUACAGAAAACAGAGGUUGACCAUUGGAUGACAUUUGCGGCUGGUCACUUGUCCUGUGCCACAGAGUUUUCAUCAGCCCUGCAGUACCUGGAGGAAAGACUGUCUCUAGUCACUUUCCUCGUUGGCCAUAGCCUUACUAUCGCUGAUUUCGCUGUCUGGGAGGCACUACAUGUAAACAAACAGUGGUAUGACAUGAUGGCACGAGACGCAGCACCAGUGAAUGUGUCACGUUAUUUCCGGUUUCUCUCCGAUCAAGAACCGUUUAAAUCUGCCCUGAAAGUUGUUCCCAAACCACAAGGACAAGGAAUCAAAAAAUCUGAUACCUCUGUGAAAAAGGAUGAGGGAAAGUUUGUAGACUUGCCAGGAGCUGAGAUGGGGAAGGUGAUUGUCCGAUUUCCACCAGAGGCCAGCGGGUACCUCCAUAUUGGCCAUGCCAAGGCUGCCCUUCUCAAUUAUCACUAUGCACAGCUGUUCAAGGGUAAGCUGAUCAUGAGGUUUGAUGACACCAACCCAGCCAAGGAGGAUGCUGACUUUGAGAAGGUGAUCCUGGAGGACGUGGCUAGGUUGGGAAUCAAGUACGACAUAUUUAGUCAUACCUCAGACCAUUUCGACCUGAUUCUGCAGCUAGGUGAGAAGCUGAUCCGUGAGGGAAAGGCGUACUGCGACGACACAGACCCUGAAACCAUGAAGAAAGAGAGAGAGGAGAGGACUAACUCUAAAAAUCGAUCCAAUAGUGUGAAGAAGAACUUGGAGAUGUGGGAGGAGAUGAAGAAAGGCUCCACGUUCGGUAAGACGUGCUGUGUUAGAGGAAUGGUAGAAAUGCAGUCAGACAACGGCUGUAUGAGGGACCCUACCUUCUUCAGGUGUAAAACUGAGCCCCAUGUCAAAACAGGCACCAAGUACAAGGUGUACCCGACCUACGACUUUGCCUGCCCGAUUGUAGACAGUGUGGAGGGAGUGACACACGCCCUGAGGACGACCGAGUACCACGAUCGUGACUGUCAAUAUUUCUGGAUCAUCGAUGUCCUUGGUCUGCGUAAGCCUUAUAUAUAUGAGUAUAGCCGUCUAAAUCUACAAAACACUGUGCUGUCCAAGAGAAGACUUACAUGGUUUGUGGAUCAGGGAAUUGUCGACGGAUGGGAGGACCCGCGAUUCCCAACAGUAAGAGGAGUGCUGAGACGUGGUAUGACUGUGGAGGGACUGAAACAGUUCAUUGUAGCCCAGGGUUCAUCUCGCUCCAUUGUCAUGAUGGAAUGGGACAAGAUUUGGUCUGUCAACAAAAAGGUAAUAGAUCCCAUAGUCCCACGAUACACCGCCCUCUUACAGAGUGAUGUGGUUCCUGUCAACGCCAAGGGAGCUAGUGUCGGCUGUAAAAAAGUCGCAGUACACCCAAAGAACUCGGAGCUGGGAACAAAGGAUACCUGGUACUCUCCCUUGCUGUACAUAGAGGGCGCUGAUGCCGAGAUGUUAAAACAAGGAGAAACAGUAACUUUCAUAAACUGGGGGAAUCUCAAGAUCGCCAAAAUUAAUCGAACCAAUGGGAAAAUUACUUCACUCGACGCCGACUUAGACCUUGAGAAUACAGAUUACAAGAAGACCCAGAAGAUAACAUGGCUGGCCAGUACUGACAAGGCUCCAUUUACUCCUGCCAUCUGUGUCCAGUAUGACCACAUAAUCACCAAGCCUAUACUUGCAAAGGACGAAGACUUCAAGGCCUACGCCAACAGAGACUCAAAGAAGGAGCAGGUUAUGUAUGGAGACCCAUGCCUAGCCAGUCUGAAGAAAGGAGACAUCAUCCAACUACAGCGACGAGGGUACUACAUCUGUGACCAGCCCUACCAAACAACCAGCCCCUAUACUGGGAAGUGUAGUCCGUGUGUACUACUAAACAUACCGGAUGGCCAUCAGAAGGAGAUGCCCACGGCUGGCUCCAAACAUAAACAGGAGGCCAGCGUCAAGGAGAAAGCACAAAGUAAGAAAGGGAAGUCGGCUGAAAAAUCUCCACAAGAUGAGCAAGCCCCAACUGUUCCAGGAGGUGCUUCAGUGGCUGAUCUUGACAGUAAGAUUACCGCCCAGGGCGAACAAAUCAGGAAGCUGAAGGCAGACAAAGUUCCGAAGGGCCAGAUUGAUGCCGAGGUGAAGAUCCUUUUGGACUUAAAGGUUCAGUAUAAGUCUGCGGCUGGUAAGGACUGGAAACCAGGUGCCAAACCGGCCCCAGCCCCAGCUACUGCUCCCGCAGGAGGAGAUGGUGACCUUUAUGACAAGGUUGCAGCCCAGGGCAACAGGAUCAGGGAUCUCAAGUCACAGAAAGCAAAUAAGGCCCAGAUAGAUGCCGAGGUGAAGAUCCUGCUAGCAUUGAAGGCCGAGUACAAGUCUGCCACUGGUAAAGAUUGGAAACCGGAUGCCAAACCUGCACCAGCGACAACUACUGCUCCUGCUACCACAGGAGGAGAUGGUGACCUUUAUGACAAGGUUGCAGCCCAGGGCAACAGGGUCAGGGAUAUCAAGUCACAGAAAGCAAAGAAAGAUGUGGUAGAUGCUGAGGUUAAGAUCCUGCUAGCAUUAAAGGCCGAGUACAAGUCUGCCACCGGUAAAGACUGGAAACCAGAUGCCAAACCGACCCCGGCCACAACUGCUGCUCCUGCUACCACAGGAGGAGAUGGUGACCUUUAUGACAAGGUUUCAGCCCAGGGCAACAGGAUCAGGGAUCUCAAGUCACAGAAAGCAAAGAAAGAUGUGGUAGAUGCUGAGGUUAAGAUCCUGCUAGCAUUGAAGGCUGAGUACAAGUCUGCCACUGGUAAGGAUUGGAAACCGGAUGCCAAACCGGCCCCGGCCACAACUACUACUCCUGCUACCGCAGGAGGAGAUGGUGACCUUUAUGACAAGGUUGCAGCCCAGGGCAACAGGGUCAGGGAUCUCAAGUCGCAGAAAGCAAAGAAAGAUGUGGUAGAUGCUGAGGUUAAGAUCCUGCUAGCAUUGAAGGCUGAGUACAAGUCUGCCACUGGUAAGGAUUGGAAACCAGAUGCCAAACCUGCACCAGCGACAACUGGAGAUUCUGUACUCAAUGAUAAGAUUGUUGCUCAGGGAAAUAAAAUCCGAGAUCUGAAGGCCCAGAAAGUUGCCAAGGACAAAGUUGACCAAGAAGUGAAGGUAUUGCUGGCCCUUAAGGCCGAUUACAAGGCUGCCACUGGUAAGGAUUGGAAGCCUCAGCCAGCUGCUGCUGCUCCGAAACCUGCCGAGAAAUCCAGCUCCAACAUGGCUGACUCUGCUGAGGCUACGAAUCUGAAGGCACAGAUUGAUGCCCAGGGUGAGAAAGUCCGGACACUCAAGUCUUCUGGGGCAUCUAAGGGUGAUGUUGACAAGGAGGUACAGGCAUUGCUGGCCCUUAAAGGUAAAUACAAGGAUCUGACAGGAGAGGAAUUGGCGGGAGGCGGACGACAGAACAAGAAAGGGGACAAAAAGGCGAAGGAAAACAAACCGCCGAAGAAACAGGAAGCAGCUCCCGCCAAGACUGAAUCGGCUAACAAGGACGACAAAGACAUUAAAAAAAUCACCAGACUCUGUCUGGAGGCAAAGAAAGAAGAGAACUUGUCUGACUGGUAUCAACAGGUCAUCACGAAGUCUGAAAUGAUUGAGUAUUAUGAUGUGAGUGGUUGCUACAUCCUGCGUCCUUGGUCCUACUCAAUUUGGGAAUUCAUCAAGGAUUUCUUUGACACAGAGAUUAAGAAACUUGGUGUAGAGAACACUUACUUCCCGAUGUUUGUCUCCAACCAGGCGCUGGAAAGGGAAAAAACUCAUAUAGAGGACUUCGCUCCGGAGGUUGCCUGGGUAACCAGGUCUGGGAAAUCCGAGUUAGCCGAGCCAAUAGCCAUCAGACCAACAAGUGAAACGGUCAUGUACCCCUCCUAUGCCAAAUGGAUUCAGUCCCAUCGAGACUUGCCACUGAAACUCAACCAGUGGUGUAAUGUUGUGAGGUGGGAGUUCAAACAUCCACAGCCAUUCCUGAGGACGAGAGAGUUUUUAUGGCAGGAAGGUCACACAGCGUACGGCAAUGCUAAAGAUGCACAAGAGGAGGUGUACACAAUCCUGGAACUGUAUGCCCGAGUGUACGAGGAACUCCUUGCCAUCCCAGUGGUGCGUGGCAGGAAAACAGAGAAGGAAAAGUUUGCUGGAGGAGAUUUUACGACGACAGUUGAGGCCUAUAUCAGUGCUAGUGGACGAGCCAUACAGGGAGCCACAUCACAUCAUCUUGGUCAGAACUUCUCCAAGAUGUUUGAGAUUGUGAUAGAGGACCCGGAGACACGUGAGAAGCAGUACGUGUAUCAGAACUCGUGGGGAAUCACGACCAGGACUAUCGGUGUACUGUGUAUGAUCCACGGUGACAACAACGGACUCGUCCUCCCACCGAGAAUCGCCAGUGUACAGGUUAUAAUCGUACCAUGUGGUAUCACGGCCAGUUUGUCCCAGGCUGAUGAGAAAGCACUCCUUAAGAAGUGUGAGGACCUCCAGGCCUCAUUAACAGCCUCUGGAAUCAGGGCCAAGUGUGAUUUACGUGAUAACUAUUCACCGGGCUGGAAGUUUUAUCACUGGGAGCUCAAGGGAGUUCCCCUCAGGAUGGAGCUGGGUCCUCGAGAUAUAAAAAAGGACCAGGUUGUUCUCGUAAGACGAGACACCGCUGCCAAGUCAACAGUUGCCAUUGACAACCUGGCCACCAACAUUAGGGACACCCUUAACAACAUUCAACAGAGCCUGUUUGCUAAAGCCAAUGAGGAUCUGUCUAACCACAUGUCAGUGACGCACGACUGGGAAGACUUCUGUAACAGUCUUGACGACAAGAAGAUCAUCCAGGCUCCAUUCUGUGGAGAUAUUCCCUGCGAGGACAAGAUCAAGAAAGACAGUGCCAGGGAUGCUGUUGUGGAGGAAGGGGCACCUGCUAUGGGAGCCAAGGGGCUGUGUAUCCCAUUCAAACAGCCUAAGGAGAUGGCCAAGGGCACUAAGUGUAUCAUGCCAUGCUGUGGCAAUGAUGCCAAAUACUACACACUGUUUGGCAGGAGUUACUAAGACAUUGUACCCAUGAUUUACACAAAUAAUUUUCAUUUACACCUGGAGAGACCGGGAUGUUUGUAUGAAUCCUGAAACACCACAAACAUUUUACCAAUUACUUGUUCAAUGAUUUAUUUUUAUUUAUUGAGAAUCAACCUGUUAAACAGCUAUAAGCAAUGGAAGUUAAAACUGGUUGUGAAUAUUUAGUACCCGAGUGGUAUGAUGUGAAGACUGUCUGGUGUCAUGUUUGAUGGAUAAAACAGGAGACUACAUGAUUACAUUUUGUUCCUUGCCAUUAUCAACUGUAACAACAAGCCUUUUGGUGCAAUAAUACAAUGAAAGAAUUGUUGAAGAUCUCGGAAGAUUAACUUUUAUUUAUAAUAAAUAAAAUCAAUGGAACUUCU
This is a messenger RNA of Pecten maximus, 5785 nucleotides long. RefSeq names its product bifunctional glutamate/proline--tRNA ligase-like. NCBI's taxonomy places the organism in Eukaryota, Metazoa, Mollusca, Bivalvia, Pectinida, Pectinidae. Gene Ontology annotation, cellular component: aminoacyl-tRNA synthetase multienzyme complex; cytoplasm. Gene Ontology annotation, molecular function: ATP binding; glutamate-tRNA ligase activity; proline-tRNA ligase activity. The record is from RefSeq and is a predicted model, not a curated record. Gene Ontology annotation, biological process: translation; glutamyl-tRNA aminoacylation; prolyl-tRNA aminoacylation.